This is a messenger RNA of Pygocentrus nattereri (red-bellied piranha), 4236 nucleotides long. It is a transcript of the gene slc30a9, whose product is annotated as solute carrier family 30 member 9. Gene Ontology annotation, molecular function: monoatomic cation transmembrane transporter activity. The transcript has 20 exons. Gene Ontology annotation, cellular component: nucleus; membrane. Gene Ontology annotation, biological process: zinc ion transport; transmembrane transport; positive regulation of transcription by RNA polymerase II. NCBI's taxonomy places the organism in Eukaryota, Metazoa, Chordata, Actinopteri, Characiformes, Serrasalmidae. The record is from RefSeq and is a predicted model, not a curated record. Bases 185 to 1924 code for a protein of 579 amino acids.
UAAUUAUCUGCUCGUCUCGCGAGAACUGGCUCACUUACCCUGGAUGUUUUCAUGGAGUUUGCCUGUGGACGAAAUGUGAGCAAGCUGACUGCCGGAUAGAUACAAGAGAUGGAGUGAGAUAUGUGGAGGACAAAUUGCUGCAUAAAGGUUCCAUUGUCACUCUCUCAGUCUUGCCACUGCCAGGAUGUUCCCUUGCCUGGCCCAUAGACCAUGGCAAGUUUUCUGCAGGGUCUACCUGCAGCAGCGAGCACAUCUGUCUCAGCUACCUCCCAGAAUAACACGCCCAUGCCAUGGUUGGCAAAGCGGAGGUAAGGGCCACAGCCUGUGGUUUAGUUUCCCUGAUCACAGAGGGGCCUCCUUGGCUUGGGCACAGGUUCAAUACUAUUCUACUGCCGGUAGCAGUAAAGAUGGACCACCACAGGACCCUGUUGGGCCAAAAGCCACAGAUAAAGCAUCCACUAAUCAGCCCUCCACAGAGCUGGCCGCGACUGGUGAUACUUCUGAACCCAAAGCUCAGAGUUUAAAGAAAGCAGAAAGCAUUCAAGUGAAAGUGAGGGCAGUACUGAAGAAGAGGGAAUAUGGUACCAGAUACACACAGAACAAUUUCAUCACUGCUGUCCGGGCAAUGAACGAGUUCUGUCUCAAACCCAGUGACCUGGAGCAGUUGAGGAAGAUCCGUCGACGCAGCCCUCACGAUGACACAGAGGCAUUCACAGUCUUUCUGCGCUCAGAUGUAGAGGCCAAGGCUCUGGAUGUUUGGGGAAGUAUGGAAGCCCUUGCUCGAGAGAGGAAACUCAGGAGUGAGGUGGAGAGACAAUACCAAGAAAAUAUAUUUCGAAAUCAGAAACUGUUGAAGGAAUACAAAGAUUUCUGGGGAAACACAAAGCCUCGGUCAGGAAAGAGGGCAACUUUCCUCCAGGGCCCAGGAAAAGUGGUGAUGGUAGCUAUUUGCAUAAAUGGACUGAAUUUUUUCUUCAAACUCCUGGCAUGGGUUUAUACUGGAUCAGCCAGCAUGUUCUCAGAGGCCAUUCAUUCACUGGCUGAUACCUGUAAUCAGGCACUCCUUGCACUGGGCAUCAGUCAGUCUGUGCGCAACCCAGAUGCAGUACAUCCAUAUGGCUUCUCCAACAUGCGCUACAUCGCCUCCCUCAUUAGCGGAGUGGGCAUUUUCAUGAUGGGAGCUGGCCUGUCCUGGUAUCACGGUAUUAUGGGACUUUUGCACCCUCAACCAAUGGAAUCACUGCUUUGGGCAUAUUGUAUUUUGGCUGGAUCUCUAGUUUCUGAAGGAGCAACACUACUGGUGGCUAUUAAUGAGAUCAGGAAGAGCGCCCACAAGCAAGGAGUGUCCUUCUAUGAAUAUGUUAUGCAGAGUCGAGACCCCAGCACCAACGUUGUCCUGCUAGAGGAUGCCGCAGCUGUUCUGGGAGUGAUGCUGGCUGCUGGAUGUAUGGGUCUGACCUCACUCACAGGUAAUCCGUAUUAUGACAGCCUGGGUUCUCUUGGUGUGGGCACUCUACUGGGCACAGUCUCAGCGUUCCUCAUCUACACCAACACCGAGGCUCUGCUGGGACGCUCCAUUCGGGCCGAGCACGUCCAGAAGCUUACAGAAUUCCUGGAGAGUGACCCUGCUGUCAGGGCGAUUCACGAUGUGAAGGCCACAGAUAUGGGGCUGAGUACAGUACGGUUCAAGGCAGAGGUGGACUUUGACGGGCGGGUAGUUACGCGAUCCUAUCUGGAAAAGCAGGACAUUGACCAGAUCCUUCAUGACAUUCAGCAAGUAAAAACUCCAGAGGAGUUGGAAUCUUUCAUGCUGAAGCAUGGGGAGAACAUCAUCGACACCCUGGGAGCAGAAGUGGAUCGUUUGGAGAAAGAGCUCAAGCAACGCAAUCCUGAGGUGCGGCAUGUAGAUCUAGAGAUUCUCUGAGAAAGGGGAGCAGCCUCAGUGUAGCAGAGGACAAGCCGAACAACGGAAGGACGAUUUAGAUGGUCUGGACCUUGAGUGACGCAGCUCAGACCCACCACUCAAAUGAAGUCUUACUUUUCAGAAAUCCCAUGUCUUCUAAGCACUCUCAGGAGCAACGUUUAAGCCCAUUUUGUCAGCUUACAGUGCAGAAACUCUACAAGGUUUGCUGCUAUGUGCACAAAAGGCCAGAGAGAAUACACAUCCAGAAAUGCUGGUAUGCUUUAUUGAUGAGCACUAAUAAAAUGGGCUCAUGUUAAUGUACUGUAGUGCUGGUGUAGGAUCAGCCCCCUUACAUCUAUUUAAAUAGUGUUUAGCAGGAUUAAAAGGCAAAAGCUGAUCCUAAAACAGCACUCUCGGUUGACAAACAUACAUAUGGCCUGAGGGGUAUUUCACAAAGCAGUUCAGCUCUAUAACGUCAUACAAACCUCAAAACAGUUUCUUUUUACGGUCAUCAGGUCUUUGUAAGAAGAGACAGUAUGUAUUAUUUACUCCACAAGUAUUCUAUUUACAUUACAAAGCAGACAUGUUGUGUUAACAUGGAAAAAAAAACACUUGAAGAAUCCCUUCAGCUUUUUUGGAACCAUAUGCUCAUAACAUAUGCAGACUGUACAUUUUCCCAUGACUUCUAAUGUGGAGUAACUCAAGUAGAUACAUAAGCUCACCAAACAAAAUUAGUUGUAUAAUUUUUCUUUCUCACUUGUUUAUGUGCACGUCCUCUUCCUUGUAGGUAAGGAUUACACCAGUCUUGAGAUUUACAGACUGGUGUCGAUCUACAGACUGGGUGCCCAUUUUAGCUGAAGUUUGUCAGUUUUAGCAUUUCUCCUGCUGUUCCACAUUGAGAAUUGAGAUUGAUGUGUGCUGGACAGUCAAGAUGUUGCUGUUUUCCAUGUCUGUUAAACCAGUCGCAUACAGACACCUGACAGUAGUCAUGCUGGAAUGUGGGAGUGUCAAUGUUGUGUUCUGCACAACGUUAGAGGAAGAGUGAAUCCCAGGAAUCUGACUGGAUUUGGGCUAUCACUAUGGAAGGUGACACAUAACCACCUGUUAGAGAAGAAAUGGUACAUAUGACUUAUUUUUGCUCAGUGAGUUUAUAUCUCAUUGAAUAGACUUUACCAACAUGUGUAUUAGUCACAGUCAUUACAUUUUUUGAUAAUGACAAAGGCAUAUAUUUGGUUGCUUUGAUUAAAGAGACGUAUGACCAGUUCUCAUGUUUCUAAGAGCUAACUAGAUAUAUUGUGCCACAAAUUGAGAUGAGAUCAGCGAGCAUUUAAUGCCACUCUAAAGCAGUCCAGUAAUUUUUUUUUUAAAUAAACAUUUCAUAUGCAUGUCCGUUGUAAAUUUCACUUGAGAUUAUCUUGUAUACCAGUGCUGAUCCAGGUUCGGCCUUUAAGCCCACUCCUGAGCUUGUAACGAACAUACAUCAGGGAAUGCGAUAUACAAGUCCUAGAUGAGACAUACUUUUGGAACUUCUGUCUGAUAAUGCAACCUCAAAGUGAGAGCAGUUCUGAAGGAAAAGCACUGAUGGAACAACUCUAAAGCGGGAAGAAGCAAGCACACAGAACCGGUACCCUUGUGGUAUUCCUCUAUUCAUGUAAAGAACUUACAGACUAUGACUUUCAUUCUUAUCCUCUUCUAACAACAAAAUAUUUUUGAGAUUAUACAAUAAAAUGUACCUUUCACCACCUGUUUGAACAAAGAAGCUUAGUGAUUGUGAAUUAAUGACCUGAAUACAAAGCAAGUAGUUCUGCCUCUUUCUCUCUAUUGUAAAUAAUCAUACAUUGUGAAAUGACCAUGAUCUCUACCAAACCUCAUGCAUGUUGUGUUCAUUAAGGAGAACUCUGAAGGGCUGAGUGAAUCAUCCAUCUGUACUUGCUGCUGAUGUCUCAUGCAUCAGUCCACUGGAAAAAAAAGUGCUCUGGCAGUCCACCUUAGAUUUUGUUCCUCUGUGCUGAAGUCACAUAGUGUAUCCUUCCACAUGUGCUUCAUACUGGACAUCGUUACACCUGUAUAAAUACUCAGUGACAGGAACUCAAUAUUACAUUCUUUAUCAUAGCCAAAUGUGGUUGAAAGAAGACUUCUGUACAGUUAGAUCCACUGGUGAAACCCUGCUUUCUCAGUGAGGGCUAUUUAAAAUUAGUUUUUUGAGGGUGGGUUGACGUUUCUUAUAGGUUCUAUGUAUAUUUUAUUAAAUGUUUGUCAGAUUGCUGAUUGGUUAGAUUAAUGGACCUCUAAGGAAAGCUGAUUAAAUAAACUGCAGUUAAUUUAUGAAACUA